Messenger RNA from Ilyonectria robusta, 198 nucleotides. RefSeq lists its product as uncharacterized. The record is from RefSeq and is a predicted model, not a curated record. The coding region runs from base 1 to 198 and encodes 65 amino acids. The transcript is spliced from 2 exons. NCBI's taxonomy places the organism in Eukaryota, Fungi, Ascomycota, Sordariomycetes, Hypocreales, Nectriaceae.
AUGUUAUUACUCCAUUACGAAGAACAAAAGAAGAUAUAUCAGUCGGAUGAACACUCCGACGAACGGAUGGUUCGAGCCAUCGAUAUGGGAUGGUUUAUCCUCUCUAAAUACUUCCGCCUAACUGACGAGGUUCCCGUAUACGCCGCCGCUCUCCUCCUUGAUCCCUAUAAACGCAUCGCAUAUAUCAAGCAGAACUAG